Messenger RNA from Neohortaea acidophila, 1699 nucleotides. Its product is annotated as ubiquinone biosynthesis monooxgenase. Gene Ontology annotation, cellular component: mitochondrion. Bases 65 to 1612 code for a protein of 515 amino acids. Gene Ontology annotation, biological process: ubiquinone biosynthetic process. The transcript has a single exon. The record is from RefSeq and is a predicted model, not a curated record. Gene Ontology annotation, molecular function: 2-octaprenyl-6-methoxyphenol hydroxylase activity; FAD binding; oxidoreductase activity, acting on paired donors, with incorporation or reduction of molecular oxygen, NAD(P)H as one donor, and incorporation of one atom of oxygen. Lineage: Eukaryota; Fungi; Ascomycota; Dothideomycetes; Mycosphaerellales; Teratosphaeriaceae.
CCCUCCUAUUGGCAGCAAGGUCGACUGCACGCAUCGCAAGAUACAUGUAGCUGGGGUCGAUACAAUGGCAUCAAUCCAGUACUCUCCCAGGCUCGUACGACAGCUCCUUCAGCUCCCACCAAGCAUCCGGCGAUCCUGCUUCUCAACAGCCGCAACGCCAUCCAAACCAGAUAUCUACGACCUCGUCUGUGUCGGCGGCGGACCCGCUGGCCUCUCCCUCCUCUCCUCUCUGCGCUCACACGCAUCGACCCGAGACCUCAAAGUCGCCAUCAUCGAUAGUCAAGAUCUGACGACUUCUCGUGUCGCCAACGACCCGAGUGCCUACUCCAAUCGCUGUUCCUCUCUUACUCCAGCUUCUCUCGACUUCCUCAGAAAUAACGGUGCAUGGCGGCAUGUUGACGCUCGCAGAGUACAAGGCUAUCAUGGGAUGGAAGUGUGGGACGGCGUGAGCGGUGCCAAAAUCAGCUUCGAUCCACUGGAGGCGAAAGGCGGGCUGUUGGAAACAAUCGCUGAACUGGUGCCCGGGAGUCGGUUUCAAGAGAGUGUGCGGAAAGGUGACGUUGCUGAAGAUCCGGCCGUGAUGGCGACCAUGUGCGAGAACCAGAACGUCACGUCCGGAUUGCUGCAGCGGAUCAAGGAAGUGGGAGGUGUGGAGAUGCUGGAUAAGACGAAAGUCGAGUCUAUCGAGUUCGGCCCUGAGCCUGAGGGUGAGACUGGACUCGACCUCUCGCAAUGGCCGAUCAUCACUCUUCCAAGCUCUCGCCGACUCGCUGCGAGGUUACUGGUUGGUGCAGAUGGUGCCAACAGCCCCGUACGCAAUUUCGCGGACAUCAAAAGCGACGGCUGGGACUACAACCAACACGGCAUCGUCGCCACUCUCCACCUCGAUCAUUCCUUUGCCGAGAACAACCUCCGCACCGCAUAUCAGCGCUUUCUACCCACAGGACCCAUCGCACUCCUCCCCCUUCCCGGCAACAAAGCCAGCCUCGUCUGGUCCAUGUCAACACCACUGGCGACAAAGCUGAAAUCACUCCCACCCUCCGACUUCGCGACAAUGGUCAACGCAGCCUUUAAACUCCAACAAGUGGACCUAUCAUAUCUGCUCACUCACGCAGGGAGCAAUCUGGACAUCGCCGACGAGCUCUCCUGGCGCUUACCAAACACCUCUACCGCCGCGACUGGCCUUCCACCCAGCUUCCCCAACAUCGCAGCUGUGCAGGAAGGCAGCAUAGCCUCUUUCCCUCUGCGCAUGCGCCACGCAGCAACCUACACUCGCGAUCGCGUCGCUCUAAUCGGAGAUGCGGCACAUACGAUUCACCCGCUUGCUGGACAAGGCCUUAAUCUCGGCCUGGCAGAUGCCAACUCGCUAGCAAAGCAGAUUGUGUACGGUGUGGAACACGGAAUGGAUAUUGGGAGUACCUGGUGUCUCGACGGAUACAAUGCCGACCGCUGGGCCGCGAACAACGCUGUCAUGGGCGUGUGCGACAAAUUGAACAAGCUCUACAGGACUGACAGCGCGCCUGUGGUGUUUGCACGCAGCUUGGGCUUGAAUCUGGUCAACAGUCUCAGUCCAUUGAAGGGAGCUUUGAUGGGUGCUGCCGGCGGCAAAUGAUGAAUCGGGUCUCGAAUUUUCUCACUACAUUACUCUCUUGCCGGAGCUAACAGUACAAUCCGAAAUCGACCCCUCAAGUGUCAGGCU